ACCGCCACCACACAGCUCCCACGCUCACCGACGCCACAGCUUGUGCGCGCGCAAUGGCACUCGUGUCCGCCUCCUCGUCCUCCACCACCGCCGUCGCGGCGCUCCCCAGGAAUGGGCAGCAGCGGGCGUCGUCGUCGUUGUUCUCCUCCUCCUCCUCUUCCUCCUUCCUCGUCGGCAAGACGCUGCUGAGGCAGGCCGAGGCAGCCCGGCCGUCGUUCGCCGUGCGCGCCGCGGCGGAUUCCGACAGGCCGAUCUGGUUCCCCGGCAGCACCCCUCCGCCGUGGCUCGACGGCAGCCUUCCCGGCGACUUCGGCUUUGAUCCCUGGGGCCUCGGAUCUGACCCGGAGAGCCUGCGGUGGAACGUGCAGGCGGAGCUGGUGCACUGCCGGUGGGCGAUGCUCGGCGCGGCGGGUAUCUUCAUCCCGGAGUUCCUGACCAAGAUCGGCGUCCUCAACACGCCCUUCUGGUACACCGCCGGCGAGCAGCAGUACUUCACCGACACCACCACCCUCUUCAUCAUCGAGCUCAUCCUCAUCGGCUGGGCCGAGGGCCGCCGUUGGGCUGACAUCAUCAAGCCCGGAAGCGUCAACACCGAUCCCAUCUUCCCCAGCAACAAGCUCACCGGCACCGACGUCGGGUACCCUGGUGGCCUGUGGUUUGACCCGCUCGGCUGGGGCUCCGGCUCGCCGGAGAAGAUCAAGGAGCUGCGCACCAAGGAGAUCAAGAACGGACGCCUCGCCAUGCUCGCCGUCAUGGGCGCUUGGUUCCAGGCCGAGUACACCGGCACCGGCCCCAUCGACAACCUCUUCGCCCACCUCGCCGACCCUGGCCACGCCACCAUCUUCCAGGCCUUCACCCCCAAAUGAGGAGCUCUGAUGAACUUGGCAGUUCGAGGAGUGCUACCACACAUGCAUGCAUUGUUAGGUUUGAUGGCCGAUAUGGAACUUUUUCUUUUUGUUGGGGGCGGACUACUGGGUAGACUGUCAACGAUGAUGAUGAUGAUGAUGAAAUGUUCGUGGUGCGAUGCAUGGUGUACUUGUACUAUGUUGUAACUAAUGUAAAAAUGCGAUGGUCGUUAGAUGCUAUGUCCUCUUAAUUAAGGCGGACCUACAUGCAAGUAAGGAUGCAAAUAAGGGUAUUCAGUAUUUAAUUGAAUACUCAUUAUUUUUUGCAAAAAAAUAUGUAUACAUGUAUAUGUUACUAGCCAGUUGUUC
Zea mays is the source of this 1214-nucleotide messenger RNA. Its product is annotated as chlorophyll a-b binding protein. The record is from RefSeq and is marked validated. Gene Ontology annotation, cellular component: membrane. Gene Ontology annotation, biological process: photosynthesis, light harvesting. NCBI's taxonomy places the organism in Eukaryota, Viridiplantae, Streptophyta, Magnoliopsida, Poales, Poaceae.